Tigriopus californicus is the source of this 1253-nucleotide messenger RNA. It is a transcript of the gene Hao, whose product is annotated as 2-Hydroxyacid oxidase 1-like. The transcript is spliced from 3 exons. Gene Ontology annotation, molecular function: oxidoreductase activity; FMN binding. The coding region runs from base 95 to 1213 and encodes 372 amino acids. The record is from RefSeq and is a predicted model, not a curated record. NCBI's taxonomy places the organism in Eukaryota, Metazoa, Arthropoda, Copepoda, Harpacticoida, Harpacticidae.
UGCAUAAUAGGUACCAGAGAGAUGCUUGGAGAGAUAAGAGCGAAGGAUGGCGUAUAAUUCGAUCAUUCGGUAAGAGGUGCUCGUCACCAUCAACAUGGAGUCUAAGCCCUCGAAGCCUUCAAUGACGUGCUUGGCGGACUUCGAGGAUCAUGCCUACCAAAUCCUGCCGCGAAACGCCUUGGAUUACUAUCGAAGUGGUGCGGAUCACAUGCAAACGCUCAAGGACAAUCGACGAGCUUAUCAAAGGUAUCGCAUUUCCCCGAAGAUGUUAGUGGACGUAUCGAAAAGAGAUCUUUCCACUCGGAUCAUGGGCAAACGAGUGGAGUUUCCCAUCGGAAUCGCGCCUACCGCCAUGCAAAGAAUGGCUCAUCCCGAUGGGGAGUGCGCCUCAGCGAGAGCCGCCCAAGAGCUGGGGACCAUUUUUAUCAUGAGCACAUUGUCCACGAGUUCAAUCGAAGAGGUGGCACAAGCGGCUCCUCAAGCCACCAAAUGGUUCCAGCUCUACAUCUACAAAGACCGAGAAGUGACUAAGAAGUUGGUCUUGCGGGCCGAAAAGGCGGGUUUCAAGGCCUUGGUUUUGACCGUGGACGCGCCUUACUUUGGGCGCCGCUUGGCCGAUGUUCGCAACCAGUUUGAAUUGCCGUCUCAUCUUCGGAUGGCAAAUUUUGUCGGCUUAGGGGAUUUGGAAACCAAGGCCGGACAAAGCGGCGGCGGCUCCGGCAUCAAUAAUUAUGUGGCCUCGCUGUUCGAUCAAAGUCUGUCUUGGCAAGACGUAGCUUGGCUGAAAUCCUUUUCGCAAUUGCCCAUCAUACUCAAGGGCAUUUUACGAGCCGAUGACGCGCUCACGGGGAUUCAAUAUGGCGCUUCAGCCAUCAUCGUCUCCAAUCACGGAGCCCGUCAAUUGGACGGAGUCUUGGCCACCAUCGAUGUGUUGAGCUCGAUUAAGGAGGCUGUGGGUGAUCGAUGUGAGUUGUAUUUGGACGGAGGCGUCACUCAGGGCACGGAUGUGCUCAAAGCUUUGGCCUUGGGCGCGAAAAUGGUGUUCUUGGGACGACCCGUGAUCUGGGGUUUGGCUCAUAGCGGUCAAUCCGGAGUGGAACAAACCUUGCGGCUCAUCAAAGGCGAGCUCGAUUCUGCCAUGGCCUUGUCCGGUUGCACCACGUUGAAGUCCGUCUAUCAGGACUUGGUCAUUUGCCCCAAGUCAUUGAUGUAAUUUGAACAUUAAUGAUAAAGUAUAAAUUGAGCAAAUCGUG